AUGGCGAUACAAGAACUACCAUCCAGAAUUUUCGCCGCCGGCGACGAACCUACCGGCGAAAGGGUGAACUCCUACCAUAAAGCAAAGAGCAUCGGUAACAUCAUGGAUGCUCUCGAUGAAGGUGAGAGGAAUUACUUACGCAGUUCGCCGUUUGGGAAGCUCAUCGCGACGGCAGAGAAACCAUCGUUAUCCGGCAGUUUCGGGCAUUACAUUAUCACCAGACUGCUCAAAGUUAACAAGAAACACGAGAUUUGGAUUUUGUUUGCUGGUCGGCCUAUUAGGAUUUCGCUGCGCGAGUUUGCAAUCGUCACCGGUCUUCCCUGCGGCAGGUAUCCCAAAAGAUUGAAGAAGAAGAAACGAAAUCCGGUUAAGGAGAAACCAUAUUGGCCCGAUUUGUUUGGCAACCUCAAAGUUUGCAGUGUUGAUUUGGCAACCAAGAUGCUGAAAAAGAGAACCGUUGCCGACCGAACCACUCGGUUGAAGUAUGCAUGUCUCGCUAUAACCGGCGCAGUCUUUUGUCCUACGAACCACCGGUCCAAAAUCGUCUUUGACCAUGUCGAGUUAAUCAGAGAUCUGGAUGAAUUCUUUCUAUAUCCAUGGGGUAGACUUGGGUUUGAGAUGUUAAUCGCUAGCAUAAAAACAAAAGACGAGGUUGCACUUGCCCAAAGUACCGUUGCAGUUAAAGAUGGUGAAGAUGAAGAGGUCGACAUCGACGACACUGUUCAAUCGGGAGGAGGCGUUGAGGGCAAUUUGGUUCAGGAGCCAGUGAUGGACACAGACCGGAUUGCACCCAAAACUAAUCCCAGAUCGGAGGUUCACAAACUUGGACUCAGUCCUGGUCAUGCGAGAGAGAUAGAUGAAGAAUGCAAAGCUGAUGUUUUUAGUAUUAUUCCUGAUGAUCCCAAUGUCAGCACGGAGAACAUGGACCUUGAUUGGUCUGAUGACGAGGAAGACCCCAAAGUUGAUUAUGUGGUGCAACUUAUUGGCGAAGGUUUCCAAUUCAGGAAGGAAAUGUUCAAGGGGGGGAUGACACAAGCCGAACUUGUGAAGAUGUGA
Messenger RNA from Eutrema salsugineum, 1056 nucleotides. RefSeq lists its product as uncharacterized. Lineage: Eukaryota; Viridiplantae; Streptophyta; Magnoliopsida; Brassicales; Brassicaceae. Bases 1 to 1056 code for a protein of 351 amino acids. The record is from RefSeq and is a predicted model, not a curated record. The transcript has 3 exons.